GCACAUGCUGGAUUCAAAGAGAUAUGCCAUCAUUGGAGCAGAUCUCCGAGACCUUUCUGAACUGGAAGAGAAACUAAAGAAAUGUAACAUGAAUACACAGUUGCCAACACUCCUGAUAACUGAAUGUGUGCUGGUUUACAUGACUCCAGAGCAGUCAGCCAGCCUUCUAAAAUGGGCAGCCAGCAGUUUUAAAACAGCCAUGUUCAUAAACUACGAACAGGUGAACAUGGAUGACCGGUUUGGGCAGGUCAUGAUUGAAAACCUCCGGAGGCGACAGUGUGACCUGGCAGGAGUGGAGACCUGCAAGUCACUGGAGUCGCAGAAGGAACGGCUGCUACUGAAUGGGUGGGAGACGGCAUCCGCAGUGAACAUGAUGGAGCUGUACAGUGGGCUUCCUCGGGCAGAGGUGAACAGAAUAGAAUCCCUCGAGUUCCUGGAUGAACUGGAGCUUCUAGAGCAGCUCAUGCGGCAUUACUGCCUGUGCUGGGCCACCCGCGGAGGCCAGGAGCUUGGUUUGAAGGAGAUAACCUAUUAAUCUGCCGAAGGUACGAACCUGUUGAAGGUGGAGGCUGAAGUCUCUAGCAGAGCCAGUGCCCUGGCCCCUUGAAGAAUGGGUGGCUUCAUCUCUGUUGUUGGCCCUGUUGCACACCCAGAGCCUUUGGUUACAAAGGUGGUCACGCCAGAUCCUGUUCCUGUCCCUUAUCAUUGUUUAAAUAAAUCUCACUUGCCACUUG
This is a messenger RNA of Peromyscus eremicus (cactus mouse), 734 nucleotides long. It is a transcript of the gene Lcmt1, whose product is annotated as leucine carboxyl methyltransferase 1. Gene Ontology annotation, cellular component: cytosol. Bases 5 to 535 code for a protein of 176 amino acids. Gene Ontology annotation, molecular function: protein C-terminal leucine carboxyl O-methyltransferase activity. NCBI's taxonomy places the organism in Eukaryota, Metazoa, Chordata, Mammalia, Rodentia, Cricetidae. Gene Ontology annotation, biological process: C-terminal protein methylation. The transcript is spliced from 6 exons. The record is from RefSeq and is a predicted model, not a curated record.